Messenger RNA from Chelmon rostratus (copperband butterflyfish), 444 nucleotides. RefSeq names its product hemoglobin subunit beta-like. The coding region runs from base 1 to 444 and encodes 147 amino acids. Gene Ontology annotation, cellular component: blood microparticle; hemoglobin complex; haptoglobin-hemoglobin complex. Gene Ontology annotation, molecular function: haptoglobin binding; peroxidase activity; heme binding. The transcript is spliced from 3 exons. The record is from RefSeq and is a predicted model, not a curated record. Lineage: Eukaryota; Metazoa; Chordata; Actinopteri; Chaetodontiformes; Chaetodontidae. Gene Ontology annotation, biological process: hydrogen peroxide catabolic process; oxygen transport.
AUGGUUGAGUGGACUGAGGACGAGCGCAGGAUCAUCAGCAGCAUCUUUUCCAGCCUGGACUAUGACGAUGUCGGCCCCAGGGCUCUGUGCAGGUGCCUGAUCGUUUACCCCUGGACUCAGAGGUAUUUCGGCGCCUUCGGUAACCUCUACAAUGCGGAUGCCAUCAAGAGCAACCCGAACAUCGCAGCCCACGGUAUUACCGUGCUGCACGGCCUGGACCGGGCUGUGAAGAACAUGGACAACAUCAAGGCCACCUAUGCCGAGCUGAGCGUCCUGCACUCCGAGAAACUGCACGUCGACCCCGACAACUUCAGGCUGCUGUCUGACUGCCUGACCAUCGUCAUCGCAGCGAAAAUGGGAAAGGACUUCACUCCAGAAAUCCAGGGCGCCUUCCAGAAGUUCCUGGCCGUCGUGGUGUCCGCUCUGGGAAGGCAGUACCACUAA